CCUUGACCGGAUUAUCGGGAUUGCCCAUCACCAUCACAUGUGGCACACACACACACACCCCACAAAUAUCCACAGAUUCUGCUAUCGGAGCCUUUCCCUCAACCUCUCAGAUAUGACCACUACAGACAGUCCCGUCAUCCUCCUCACUGGUGCAUCUAGAGGUUUGGGACUCGCCAUCGCUCAGAUCUUGCUCGAAAAACAUAAUUGUCGUUUGGCAACUCUCAGUCGAUCCAAGCCCACUGCUCUGCAAGACCUCGAAGAUCGGUAUGGCGACAAGAUCUGCGUUCUUCAAGGAGAUAUCGGAAAGUCGCAAGAUGACGUAGCACUCGUACAAACCGCUAUUGACAAAUGGGGUAGAAUUGACGGUGUGAUUUUGAAUGGUGGGGCCGUAGAACCUCUAUGUAAACUGGCGGAUCUACCUCAAUCCAUUAUGCCCGAAUAUGUUCAGACGAACCUCCUCUCCAUAUUGUAUCUCAUACAACCUGCAUUGCCUUAUCUUCGGAUAUCAAAAGGAAAGAUCGUAAUGGUAUCUUCUGGAGCUGCCGUGAAGGGUAAUCAGACUUGGGGUUUGUAUUCGAUGGUCAAGGCGGGUAUGAAUAGUCUCUGUAGGACUUUGGGGAGCGAAGAGAAAGUCAAUGGAGUAGGAGUAUGGUCAGUAAGACCGGGUAUGGUUGAUACUGCUAUGCAGGGCAUUUUGAGGAAUGAAGGACCGAAAGUCAUGGACCCGGCGGAUGUGAAAAAGUUUCAGGAUGCUUACGAAAAUGGCGAGCUUCUGCAUCCAGAUAUACCUGGGGCGGCUAUCGCUCAACUUGUACUCUCAGGACCUAUGGACCUAAGCGGCGAGUUUCUGGAUUGGAACGAUCCUCGGAUAUCCAGUGUCAAUGCAGUAUAAAUCCCACAU
Molecule: messenger RNA, 901 nt
Organism: Tremella mesenterica DSM 1558
Lineage: Eukaryota; Fungi; Basidiomycota; Tremellomycetes; Tremellales; Tremellaceae
Exons: 5
Coding region: 113-892 (259 amino acids)
Cellular component (GO): intracellular anatomical structure
Molecular function (GO): oxidoreductase activity, acting on NAD(P)H, oxygen as acceptor
Source: RefSeq, a predicted model, not a curated record